This is a messenger RNA of Talaromyces stipitatus ATCC 10500, 4569 nucleotides long. Its product is annotated as wd40 protein, putative. The transcript is spliced from 3 exons. NCBI's taxonomy places the organism in Eukaryota, Fungi, Ascomycota, Eurotiomycetes, Eurotiales, Trichocomaceae. The record is from RefSeq and is a predicted model, not a curated record. Gene Ontology annotation, molecular function: catalytic activity; protein binding. The coding region runs from base 1 to 4569 and encodes 1522 amino acids. Gene Ontology annotation, biological process: nucleoside metabolic process.
AUGUCAGAUCCAGAUCGAUACAUUGUUGGUUGGAUAUGUGCCUUGAAGACAGAAUACGUCGCUGCCCGAGCUUUCCUUGAGAAGAAACAUGGUCGCCCGGAGACGCUUUCGCCAAAUGAUAACAAUCACUACACGCUGGGAGAAAUCGGGGGUCAUCAGGUUGUUAUUGCCAUUUUGCCAGAUGGAGAAUACGGGACAUCAUCAGCCGCUGGGGUGGCUAGGGACAUGCUCCACAGCUUUCCAAAUAUUCGAUUCGGGCUGAUGGUUGGGAUCGGUGGGGGGAUACCCACAAAACAUGACAUCCGUCUUGGCGAUAUUAUCGUGAGCUCAUCUCGAAAUGGGCGGGGCGGUCUGCUUCAAUACGACCUUGGUAAAGAGUUACAGGGGCGAGCGUUCCAUCAGACAGGGUUCUUGAACCAACCGCCACCGAUUCUGCGCACAGCCGUCGCUGGGCUCCAAGCGCAAUAUGAGGAGGAGGGCCACCAGUUAAAGGAGAGCAUUCAAGCCGUGCUUGAAGACAAUAAACGACUGAAUCGAAAAUACGCACAACCUCCCUUUGAGAAUGAUAAGCUUUUCGAAAGCCACUUCGCUCAUUCAAACUCCAAGGCAAGCUGCGAAGACUUCUGUGACAUUUCAAAGUUGAUCCAGCGACAAAAGCGAACCGACGAGGAAGAUGACCCUGCUAUUCACUAUGGCUUGAUAGCAUCUGGGAACAGGGUGAUCAAGGAUGCAACCUUCCGCGACAAGCUAGCAGUGGAGCAGGAUGCUCUAUGCUUUGAAAUGGAAGCGGCAGGAUUGAUGAACCAUUUCCCUUGCUUGGUCAUCCGUGGUGUGUGUGACUAUGCCGACUCGCACAAAAGCAAGGAAUGGCAAGGUUGGGCUGCGAUGGUGGCAGCUGCAUAUGCAAGAGACCUCUUGUAUCAAAUCAUUCCUCAGCGAGUAAAUGCUGAGCGAAAAGCCAGUGAAGUUUUGAAUGGGAUCAAAAGCCAGCUGGACGAUGUCUCCAAGGAAGUUCAUAAUCUUCAUUCAAUUACAAGCGGAGCCGCCCGAGAAGUCGAUGGUCUUGCCCAGAGUAUUGACCUGAAGGGGUUACCAAUUGCUGCAGGAGCUGAAUUCGGAACAUAUAUGGACCAACAUGAAGCAGAAUGCCUCCCAGGGACCCGAACAGAGCUUCUUGACGAUAUUCAAAAGUGGGCUGUCUCACUGGAAGGAAAAUGCAUGUUCUGGCUCAAUGGUUUGGCUGGAACUGGCAAGUCUACAAUAUCACGAACCGUCGCAAAAUCCUUUCAGAAGCAGGGGUUGCUAGGGGCGAGCUUCUUCUUUAAGAGUGGUGAAGGGGAUCGUGGCAAUGCAGCUCGGUUCUUCCCCACUAUCAUCCAGCAGCUACUUACCAGGAUUCCGGAACUACGCACUGCUAUCUUACGGGUGAUUCGGGAUAAUCCAAGAAUUUCAGCUAAGCCACUCAAAGAGCAAUUUAAUGAGCUUAUCUACAAACCACUCCACAGCUUGAAUCAAAACACACUUCGGGGCUCAUAUCUAGUGAUUGUGGUUGAUGCACUUGAUGAAUGCGACCGGGACAAUGAUAUUCAAGUCAUUCUCCAGCUCUUGCCACGUGUUCAGGAGUCAAACUCUCCAUGCUUGCGAUUUUUUAUUACCAGUCGACCCGAGUUGCCUAUCAGAUUAGGCUUCAGGACAGUAGGUCAUGACGAUCUAAUCCUCCAUGAGGUAUCCAUGCCUAUAAUGGAACGCGAUAUCUCCUUGUUCUUGGAGGACAAACUUGUUGCAAUAAGGCACGAGCGAUCCCUCUCUUCAGACUGGCCUGGCAAUGUGAUUGUUCAAACCCUUGUUACAAUGUCCGUCCCGUUGUUUAUCUUUGCUGCCACCAUUUGUCGUCUAUUUCAGGAUUACAACCUAGACCCUGAACAAUGUCUUACUGAGAUACUCAAAUAUCAGAAUCAAGAGUCAAAGCUAGAUGGAACAUAUCUUCCAGUGCUGGACCGCCUGGCUUCCAAAUACAGUGGGACAAGACAAAUGCAAUUGAUCCAGGAGGUUCGAGAAGUUGUCGGCGCAAUUAUUCUUCUUGAAAGCCCAUUGUCAGUCACAUCCCUCUCGAAGCUCAUGGGGAUCUCCGCGAUUACGAUUAAUGCCAGGCUGAACUCACUGCACUCAGUCUUGAAUAUACCAAACAAUGAGACGCUCCCAGUAAGGGUGUUUCAUCUAUCAUUCCGAGACUUUCUUCUUGACCCCAACACUCGAGAGAAAACUCCAUUCUGGGUUGAGGAGGGAGUAAUGAACCAGAAAUUGACAGCCUACUGCCUUUCUGUCAUGCGUGAUCAGCUGAAGAAGAAUAUGUGCAACUUCCAAAGUUACGGAACAGAGCGAAGGAGUAUCGACACCCGAACGAUAAAUCUUUCUUUGCCACCAGAACUGCAAUAUUCAUGUCGCUACUGGACCCAUCAUCUAGUACGAAGCAGAGAUCCCAUGAGCCAGAUCGAUAAUAUCUUGGCAUUCCUUAAAGAACACUUCCUUCAUUGGGUGGAGGUAAUGAGCAUAAUAGGUAACAUAUCAGAAGUUGUGGAAGACAUUCGUGAUUUACAGUCAUCAGUACAACAAGAUAAUAAGAAAUCUCAGAUGUCUCAGUUUCUCCACGAUGCGAAGCGGUUCAUCCUGAAAAAUACUCAGAUAGCAGAUAUUACGCCUCUUCAGCUCUAUGCUUCUGGCUUAAUAUUCGCGCCAAAAAUGGCAGUAAUCAGGAAGAAUCUUAAAAAAGAGCUUCCUCAUUGGAUACAUAGAGGCCCACGUGUGGAGGAAAAUUGGAACCCAGAAUUACAAACCCUGGAGGGCCAUUCAAAUUUCAUUCAGUCAGUUGCCUUCUCACCAGAUGGCCAGCUGUUAGCGUCCGGCUCAUGGGAUAAAACUAUCAAGCUCUGGGAUCCUGUUACUGGCACCCUCAAGUACACCCUAGAGGGCCAUUCAGCUUCGGUUCAGGCAAUUACCUUCUCACCAAAUGGCCAGCUACUAGUAUCUGGCUCUGGUGACCAAACCAUCAAAUUCUGGGAUCCUGCUACUGGCGCCCUCAAGCACACUCUGGAGGGCCAAUCAAAGGGUGGUUCACAUUAUGUUCAGCUAGUUGCCUUCUCACCAGAUGGCCGGCUGUUGGCGUUCAGCUCUCUUGAUCAAACAAUUAAGCUCUGGGAUCCUGCUACUGGAACCCUCAAGCGCACUUUGGAGCGCCGCUCUGACCCCUUUUCAGAUUUCGAUCCCCACUCAGAGGGUCAUACGGAUUACAUUCAGUCAGUUGCCUUCUCACCAGAUGGCCAGCUGUUAGCGUCCGGCUCAUGGGAUAAAACUAUCAAGCUCUGGGAUCCUGCUAUUGGCUCCCUCAAGCACACUCUAGUAGGCCAUUUAUCUACAGUUCAGUCAGUCACCUUCUCACCAGAUAGCCAGCUGCUAGCAUCUGGCUUCAAUGAUAAAACUAUCAAGCUCUGGGAUCCUGCUACUGGUGCCCUCAUAUACACACUAGUAGGCCAUUCAGCUUCAGUUCAGUCAAUUACCUUCUCAGCAGAUGGCCAGGUGCUAGCAUCUGGCUCUGAGGAUCAAACUAUCAAGCUCUGGGAUCCUGCGACUGGGACACUUAAGUACACCCUGGUGGGUCAUUCACAUUCGGUUCAGUCAGUUGCAUUCUCACCAGAUGGCUGGCUGCUGGCGUCUGGCUCUGAUGAUCAAACUAUAAAGCUCUGGGAUCCCGCUGCUGAGGCCCUCUCGCACGCCCUAGAGGAGGGCCACUCGCGCUUGGUACAGUCAGUUGCCUUCUCACCAGAUGGCAAGCUGCUGGCGUCCGGCUCUAGUGAUAAAACUAUCGGGCUCUGGGAUCCUACAACUGGUGCCCCUAUCCACAUCCUAACAGGCCAUUUACAUUCAGUUCAGUCAGUUGCCUUCUCACCAGAUGGCCAGCUGCUGGCGUCUGGCUCUAAUGAUCAAACUAUCAAGUUCUGGGAUCCUGCUAUUGGCACCCUCAAGCAUACUCUGAAGGGUCAUUCACGUCCUGUUCAGUCAGUUGCGUUCUCACCAGAUGGUUGGCUCCUAGCAUCUGGAUCUAAUGAUAAAACUAUCAGGCUCUGGGAUCUUACUACUGGCACCUCAAGGCACACCCUAAAGGGCCAUUUAGAUUGGGUUCGGUCAGUCACCUUCUCACCAGAUGGCCGACUGCUGGCGUCCAGCUCUGAUGAUAAGACUAUUAAGCUCUGGGAUCUUGCCAUCGGCGCCCUUAAGCAUACCAUAAGUACUGACGGAGUUGUUACCAAUGUUGAAUUUUCUGAGAAGCUUCCUCAUCUCAUUACCGAUCUGGGAUCUUUCAAUAUCCAAUCCCGGCAUGAAAGGUUCUCAUCAAUUUCCUCCAAAACUGAAACCAAUGUAUCCCUGCAGGAAGAUCGGUGGGUCGCUAUUAAGGGUCGAAGAGAGUUGUGGCUCCCUCCUGACUAUCAGCCCAUCUCUUUAGCAGUCAAAGAUGCUACUGUAGCACUUGGAUGUAAGAACGGCAGAGUUUGUAUGAUUGCAUUUUCUAUCUAG